This is a messenger RNA of Eptesicus fuscus (big brown bat), 4071 nucleotides long. It is a transcript of the gene CBL, whose product is annotated as Cbl proto-oncogene. The record is from RefSeq and is a predicted model, not a curated record. Gene Ontology annotation, biological process: cell surface receptor signaling pathway; negative regulation of epidermal growth factor-activated receptor activity. Gene Ontology annotation, molecular function: receptor tyrosine kinase binding; phosphotyrosine residue binding; calcium ion binding. The coding region runs from base 274 to 2994 and encodes 906 amino acids. Gene Ontology annotation, cellular component: plasma membrane; membrane raft. NCBI's taxonomy places the organism in Eukaryota, Metazoa, Chordata, Mammalia, Chiroptera, Vespertilionidae. The transcript is spliced from 16 exons.
AGGAGGAGGGAGGCGGUGGAGACGGCGCUCAGCUUGGCUGCUGGCCGCAAGCGGGCGGCGCGGGGUCGCUGGCCCGUGGGGACGAGGACGCCCGAUCUCCAAGCUCCGCGGAUCCCUCGGCCCCGACACCGCCCCUCCCUGCGCCGCCCUCCCUGCGCCGACGCCGGCGGCUGGGCGAGGCCCCCGUGCGCCCUCCCGCGUCCCGCUCGCCACCCCGCGGAGCCGGCGGCCCGGCCCCAGCGCCCCCGCGCCCCGCGCCCCGCGCCCGCGGCCAUGGCCGGCAACGUGAAGAAGAACGCGGGGCCCGGGGGCGGCGGCGGCUCCGGGGGCUCGGGCCCGGGCGGUCUGAUCGGGCUCAUGAAGGACGCCUUCCAGCCGCACCACCACCACCACCUCGGCCCCCACCCGCCGGGCGCCGUGGACAAGAAGAUGGUGGAGAAAUGCUGGAAGCUCAUGGACAAGGUGGUGCGGCUGUGUCAGAACCCAAAGCUGGCGCUAAAGAACAGCCCGCCUUACAUCUUAGACCUGCUGCCAGACACCUACCAGCACCUGCGCACGGUCCUGUCCAGAUAUGAGGGGAAGAUGGAGACACUUGGAGAAAAUGAGUAUUUUAGGGUGUUCAUGGAGAAUUUGAUGAAGAAAACCAAGCAGACCAUAAGCCUCUUCAAGGAGGGUAAAGAAAGAAUGUAUGAGGAGAAUUCUCAGCCGAGGCGGAGCCUGACCAAGCUGUCGCUCAUCUUCAGCCACAUGCUGGCCGAGCUGAAGGGCAUCUUCCCCAGCGGGCUGUUCCAGGGCGACGCGUUCCGCAUCACCAAGGCCGACGCCGCCGACUUCUGGAGGAGAGCCUUCGGGGAAAAGACGAUAGUCCCUUGGAAGAGCUUCCGACAGGCCCUUCAUGACGUGCAUCCCAUCAGUUCUGGGCUGGAGGCCAUGGCUCUGAAGUCCACAAUUGAUCUGACCUGCAAUGAUUAUAUUUCAGUUUUUGAAUUCGACAUCUUCACACGGCUCUUUCAGCCCUGGUCCUCUCUGCUCAGGAACUGGAACAGUCUCGCUGUCACGCACCCUGGUUACAUGGCUUUCCUGACGUAUGAUGAAGUAAAAGCUCGGCUCCAGAAAUUCAUUCACAAACCUGGCAGUUACAUAUUCCGGCUGAGCUGUACUCGUCUGGGUCAGUGGGCUAUUGGGUAUGUCACCGCUGAUGGGAACAUUCUCCAGACAAUCCCUCACAAUAAACCUCUCUUCCAAGCGCUGAUUGACGGCUUCCGGGAAGGCUUCUAUCUGUUUCCUGACGGGCGGAGUCAGAACCCCGACCUGACGGGCUUGUGUGAGCCGACGCCCCAAGACCACAUCAAAGUGACCCAGGAACAAUAUGAAUUGUACUGUGAGAUGGGCUCCACAUUCCAACUGUGUAAAAUAUGUGCCGAGAAUGAUAAGGAUGUGAAGAUCGAGCCCUGUGGACACCUCAUGUGCACUUCCUGUCUGACAUCCUGGCAGGAAUCGGAAGGCCAGGGCUGUCCUUUCUGCCGAUGUGAAAUUAAAGGUACUGAGCCCAUUGUGGUCGAUCCAUUUGAUCCGAGAGGAAGUGGCAGCCUAUUGAGGCAAGGAGCAGAGGGAGCUUCUUCCCCCAAUUAUGAUGAUGAUGAUGAUGAACGAGCUGACGAUUCCCUCUUCCUGAUGAAGGAAUUAGCUGGUGCCAAGGUGGAGCGGCCCCCCUCUCCGUUCUCCUUGGCGCCGCAGGCACCCCUGCCGCCCGUGCCACCACGACUGGACCUGCUGCAGCAGCGCCCGUGCGCCCCUGCGGGGGCGGGCCUGGGAGCGGCGCCCAAGGCUGUGGCCGGUGCCCUGCAUAAGGACAAGCCAUUGCCAGCGCCCCCCACUCUCAGAGACCUGCCGCCGCCGCCCCCUCCUGACCGGCCGUACUCCGGGGGAGCUGAGGCCCGGCCGCAGAGACGCCCCUUGCCCUGUACUCCCGCUGACUCUUCAUCCAGGGACAAGCUGCCUCCCGUCCCCUCCAGCCGCCUUGGGGAGUCCUGGCUGCCUCGGCCCAUCCCCAGAGUGCCCGCCGUCACCCCAAGCCCUGGGGAGCCCUGGACAGGACGGGAGCUGACCGCCCGGCACUCCCUGCCCUUUUCGCUGCCCUCCCAAAUGGAGCCCAGAGCAGAGGGGCCUCGGCCUGCGAGCGCCUUCAGUCUGGGCGCCUCCGUGAAUAUGAAUAGCAGCCCAUUAGCAGGUCCAGAGUGUGAGCACCCCAAAAUCAAACCUUCCGCAUCGGCCAAUGCCAUUUAUUCCCUGGCUGCCAGACCUCUUCCUCUGCCCACGCUGCCGCCCGGGGCGCAGUGCGAGAGCGAGGAGGACGCCGAGUACAUGACGCCCUCCUCGCGGCCCGUGGGCCUUCCGAAGCCGGAGGGGAAGCAGCCCUUCGAGACCGCCCCGAGCCUCCGAGCGGGCGGCGGUGACCAGCAGGCGGACGGCAGCACCUAUGAAGCCAUGUACACCCUGCAGCCCCCGGGGGCGCCGGCCGGCGCAGAGGGCAGCUCCGUUGGUGAGGGGGACGUGGCUGCAGCCCUUGCCGGCGUCGGCCCCGAGGAAUCGGAAAACGAAGAUGAGGGCUACGACGUCCCGAAGCCGCCCGUGCCCGCAGCGCCGGCCCGCCGGACGCUCUCCGACACCGCCAAGGCCAGCCUCUCCUUCGGCUGGCUGUCUCUGGAAGGCGACCCCGCAAACUUCACGGAGUGUUCCCCAGUUCCCGAGAGACCCCCCAAGCCGUUCCCUCGGAGAAUCAACUCUGAGCGCAAGGCGGGGCCGGGCCAGCCAGGUGCCACGGCGGCCACCUCGCCGCAGCUCUCCAGCGAGAUCGAGAGCCUCCUGAGCCAGGGCUACUCCCACCAGGACAUCCAGAAAGCCCUGCUCAUCGCUCACAACAACAUCGACAUGGCCAAGAACAUCCUCCGCGAGUUCGUGUCCAUCUCUUCUCCCGCCCACGUGGCCACCUAGCACCCCUCGGCCUGCGCUGGCGAGGAAGUGGCUGGGCUCCCCGGGCGCCGGGCAGGGGCUCCCGGAGACUUGGCAGUGAGGUCGGCCCUGCGGUGGGCGUCCCUGUGGCUCGGCUUUCAAAGCGGUGGAUGAACAUGGAGCGGCUGUGCUGUUGUCCUGGUUGGGGCGUGCGCUGGAGGCUCUCAGGCCCCGCCCAGCGAGGGGCGCUUGUAAAAACGCCGCCCGGGAGCGGCGAGAGGGAGGAGCGCUGCGCUCUCACCCAGUGGGAGACCCGGGGCUUUCCUGCGCGAAGACUGUGGCUGUGUCAGUCUGUCCGGCUGUGUGUCCUGUGAUUUUGAGACGAACCCGCUGUCUCCGUUCAUCCCAGGCGGGAAGCCAGCACCAGGGGUUUCGGAAGGAACCGUGUGAAAACUUCCUGCGCCGUGGUGUCCCCCACCCGCGUGUGUGCGGCCGCCGCACCCCCAGGCCGGCCGCUCGCCAUGGCUCCCCGCGUUAGCCCCCCCUCCUCCCUCCGCUGGCUCACAGGGUGCUCCGGUGCGUGGGUGCUGGUGGGUGUGGAGACGCGGGAAGGACGGUUGAUGGAGCACCAAGCGUUUCUAUGGGAACCUGGAGGGGCUCCGUUAAAAGGCGUCGCGGCGACCUAACGACAGAACGCCUGCCUGUGGCAGAGGCCUCGGCCCCCAGGCCCCCCGGAAUGAGUCGGGGCCGCCGCCCUGAUGGGGGGGGGUGGAGAGCAUUUAUCCUGUGUGGCUUCUGGCCGACGCCCUGAAGCUUCCAGAAGCCACCUCACAUGCUCUUGACCGUGUUGUCCAUAAAAUGCACAAAACAGACCAUUGGGAUCUGUUUGUUCAGUGUUUCUUCCCAGCGAAUCGAUUCCGCUGAUACGGCGCCUCCUGGACCGGCAGCCUGGCUGUGUCCCCACUGCCGGGUGUCCUUGCCCUCCGGGUGUGGGUGCCGGCCCGGUGGCGGCACAGCGUUUGCUGGGGUGAGCGCCCGUCCUGUGCCCCGCAGCCUGGUUUUCUCUGGCGCCUGUGAUUUGGGGAAGGCAGGGUCUCCUUUGCCUCCUCGUCCCCCAGG